AUGUAUGUACCCUACUAUGUUAUACCACUGUCAUUCGAGGAAGCCGUAUGCACUGGGCAAUGGAUCAUGGGGAGUGCCCCGCAGGGUGAAGGCCGGCGGCAUGAGCUUGGUUUCCCAGCUUGGCCAAGAACGGGAACCACCGGCGGCAACCGCAAGAGAGGCUCAAAACGCUGGGAGAAGAUAUUCUCCAUGUUACUGCGCGCCCGCAGAGAUGGCAUACGUGUCUUUAGCAAGUCCCGCCGCGACGCCGUAUACAGGCCACCUUCACCAUGGCCAAACGCACAACAACAAACAAGAGCCGGGCAUAGCGCUUCCCCAUACUUGACAGCAGCCGCCUCAAUUCGACCACGCGCCUGCGUCGCCGCGCAAUCAUCUUGCACUCGCACGCCCGUCUCGUCUUGCUUCCAGUCCCAACUGCGUGUCCUCCGCACACAGGCAGCCGCUACUACAGGCGCACACCACGUCGGCUGCGCUACCACCGCUCCGUUGCGCAACUGGUCUUCCACCGUCCAUCGCAUACGACACAGCUGCCCGCCCGUCAUGACCUCACACAUGCAGACGCGCUGCCAUGCCGGCCACUCGCAUGGCCAUCACCAUGAUAACACCUUUUUGCUCUCCAAGAACAAGAACGAUGCCGGUGUUCGCAUCACAAGAAUCGGCCUCUAUGUCAACUUGGGCAUGGCUGUCAGUAAAGGGGUUGGCGGUUACGUCUUCAACAGUCAGGCUCUCGUCGCCGACGCUAUUCACAGUCUCACCGAUCUCGUCAGUGACAUCAUGACGCUGGCGACGGUCGGUUGGUCACUCAAGUCGCCCUCGGCGCGUUUUCCCAGUGGAUAUGGAAAAGUUGAGAGCUUGGGCUCGCUGGGCGUCAGUGGCAUAUUGCUCACCGGCGGUUUCUUGAUGGGCUGGACGGCCCUGAUUGCUCUCUGCCAGCAAUUCUUCCCGGGCGCGGCAGAAAUAGCUUCUGAAUGGGGGCUCCUGCCACAUCACCACCAUCACCACCAUGGCGGGGAUAGCCUCGGCCCCAACAUCAACGCCGUAUGGCUUGCUGCAGGCUCUAUAGUCAUCAAGGAAUGGCUGUACCGAGCAACACUCAAAGUCGCCAAAGAACGAAAGUCGACUGUUCUCGCUGCCAAUGCCUACCACCAUCGUGUCGACUCGCUCACCGCAUUCGUCGCUCUUCUUCUCAUCGCCGGCUCCAACGUCCUCAAUAACGCGCAGUGGCUGGACCCUGUGGGUGGUCUCGUAAUCUCUCUUAUGGUAGUCCAGGCUGGCUGGGGCAACACCAAGAAUGCGCUGCUGGAAUUGGCCGACGUUGGUGUUGACAACGAGAUGCGCGAUAAGGUGCGAAAGGCUGCCACUACUGCGCUUGAGGGUCUCACGACUGUCUCGGAACCGAUCAAUGUACGCGCUAUUCAGGGAGUCAAGGCUGGCCAAAAUUACCUCAUGGAUGUCGAACUCGGUGUGCCAGGCACUUGGACGAUUGAGCAAGCACGAGAAGUCGAAAGUGUGCUUCGGGAACGUGUCGGUGCCAAUGUCAGGGGCGUGAAGAAGGUACGCGUACGCUUCGUAACCAAUUCGGCGAGGGAUCCAGACUUCUUGGAUGAGUUUAUUCCUGGCGAUGUUUCGGCAACCUCGACGCCAGUCUCAGAAGCUAAACAGGAUCAUGAUCAUGAUCAUGAUCACGACCAUGCCCACAAUCAUGCAGCCAAGCAUAGCGAGAUCACGGACGCCAGCGUAGGAGAGAAGAAAUGA
This is a messenger RNA of Plenodomus lingam JN3, 1755 nucleotides long. RefSeq lists its product as uncharacterized. Lineage: Eukaryota; Fungi; Ascomycota; Dothideomycetes; Pleosporales; Leptosphaeriaceae. Gene Ontology annotation, cellular component: membrane. Gene Ontology annotation, molecular function: monoatomic cation transmembrane transporter activity. The record is from RefSeq and is a predicted model, not a curated record. Gene Ontology annotation, biological process: transmembrane transport; monoatomic cation transport.